GGGAAGCUCUACUCAUACAGGAAGAAAAGCAAGCGGUCUGCAAGCCACUUACACUGCAUAGUCACACAGAACAUUUACGGUGAUUAAAGACCAAAUCACUGCUUGAACAAUUUAGCAGGAAUGGCAGAGUUGGCGAGUCUGGUGCAGAGGCUGGAGGUGGCAGUGGGGCGGCUGGAGUCUGUGUCUGGAGGUGGGGGGGGAGGCCCGGCUGCUGGUUCUGGAGCUGUGUCGGCGUACGUGGAGGCUUAUGAUGUCAUCCUGUCUGGCGCUGUUGCUCAGUACACCUCCCUCAGCCAGCAGAUAGGGGGCGAUGUCCAGAAACAUGCGGACAUGAUGAAACAAGCGUUCUCCUGUCAGAGGCAGCUACUGGGCACGUCUUCCUGCUCCCAGCAGCCCUCUGAUGCAGGCCUGACCGCUCUCCUCGCCCCUGUAUCCAAGGUGAUCCAGCAGGUGCAGGCGUUCCGUGAGCAGAACCGCUCCUCGCCCUUCUUCAACCACCUAUCCGCCGUCAGUGAGAGUGUGCCUGCCCUUGGCUGGGUUGCCAUGGCUCCCAAGCCAGGCCCCUAUGUAAAGGAGAUGCAAGAUGCUGCCAUGUUCUACACCAACCGUGUCCUCAAGGACUACAAGGACAAGGACAAGGUGCAUGUGGACUGGGUGAAGGCGUACCUCACCAUCUGGACUGAGUUGCAGAACUACAUCAAACAGUACCAUACUACCGGCCUGGCUUGGAGCAAGAGUGGCCCCGUAGCCUCAGCAUCCGCUGCUCCCCCUAGAACUCCUGGUGGGGCUCCUCCCCCCCCUCCCCCUGGACCUCCCCCUCCUCCAAUGGACUUCAGCCAGUCAGGCAAAGACAAGCCUGCCGAAACUCACAACGCCCUUUUUGCCUCUAUCAACAAGGGGUCUGACAUCACCAAGGGGCUGAAGCACGUAUCAGACAAAGAGAAGACCCACAAGAACCCCUCUCUGAAGACUUCUUCUGGCCCGGUCCGCACAGGGCCCAAACCCUUCUCCACUCCUCAGUCAGCUGGCUUCACCGCCCCCGCCCGCUCACUGCCCCCUGUUCUCGAGCUUGAUGGCAAGAAGUGGAAAGUGGAGAACCAGGAAGGAGCCCAGGGCCUGGUCAUCAGUGACACAGAGCUGAAACAGGUGGUCUAUGCUUUCAAGUGCAACCAGAGCACCCUGCAGGUCAAGGGCAAGAUCAACUCCAUCAUUAUCGACAACUGUAAGAAGCUGGGUCUGGUAUUUGACGACGUCGUCGGGAUUGUGGAGGUGAUCAACUGCAGGGACGUCAAGAUCCAGGUUUUGGGCAAGGUGCCCACUAUCUCCAUCAACAAGACAGACGGUUGCCACGUCUACCUGAGUGCUGACUCACUGGCAUGCGAGAUCGUCAGCGCCAAAAGCUCUGAGAUGAACGUUCUGGUACCCGGAAAAGAUGGAGAGUUUACUGAGAUGCCAGUUCCUGAGCAGUUUAAGACUAUCUGGGAUGGCAAGAAGCUGGUCACCACGGCAACAGAGAUUGCUGGAUAGAGGGUCUGCACACCCCCACCCACCUUCUCCUCCUCUCACUCCCCCUCCACCCCCCCUAUUCAAAUGCCUACCUGACUGAUCCACCAACCAACGAGCUAAACCACACGGUAGACCGAGAUGCCAACCUCACUUUGUUUUUUUUGUUUUUGCCCCUUUGUCAGCCAAUCACAGCUUUAGCUGUGUCUUCCUAAAGCCAAUGGGAGGACUACUUGCUUUAUCUGGAACGUUCUUUCAGCCAAUAGCAGGGAGGAGCUUGUCAUUCCAAUUGGCCCCUAAGUGUUCCAGCAAGCGUGUUCUCAUGUUUGCCAACAAGCAAUGGGGAUGUUCUUUGUUAUUGAUUUGUACAUACCUGAAGUACAUUUAUAAUGUCUAAAUUGACCAUAUAGAUUAGCCAAAAUGGGACGAGCCUUUAUCACAACUCAUCAAUGGUCCUGUCCCUCUCCUAACCAAUCAGGUCAUGCUAUCUAGUUAUUUUAACAAAUCAUAAGUCUUAAUAAUUUCUCUGGUCAGCAGGUGUUUCAAAGGAGUUCUACCAAUUUCGGUUUCAUUUAUGCAAUCCAACCAUGAAGCAAGUCAGUAGAACUGUGGUAUCGACAUACCACCAUACAAUAUCAUUUCCAGUGUUUGAUGUUCUAAACAUUCAUGAGAUAAAUAUAACGUGUGUCAUCUACACUCUCAUAGUAGAGACAACUUAGAGACUAGAACUUAAAAGGGUAACUUUUUCAUCAUAACACUGAAGGUUAGUGAUAUUGGACAUUUACAUAAUUGAAAAAAGUCAUAAAUUAAUCAUUGAAUGUAUGUUGACUCAAACCCACAUGGCACAGUCCUUGAAUCAUUUAAAAUGAACAUUCCAUUCUGAGAAGAGCGAUAAAAGAAUGAGUUGAGAGAAAGGGAUCAUGAAAAGGGGAAGAGAUUUUUGCAGUGUGGCUCCUAUUUAUGGCACAAACUGGAAUUGAAAGCACAGAGAGAAGAUGGAACAUGCUGAAUCAUUGAUCACUUUGUUGCCACUCACUGUUCCCUAGUUGAAGCACCUGCUGUAGCGAUCUGUAUAAAUUGUGCUUACUGAGUGGUUGUAGCUUUACCACCAUCAUUCCAUCCUCCUCCUCUCACUCCCUGUUCUGUGGUUUACCCUGUCCUGAGCCGCCCAGCUCUAAGGUACAGUUUUUGUAUCGUCUUUUUUGAUUUUCUUUUACCUCUUGGUCCAGAAUACAAAAUUCUGUACAUUAGUACCAGAGGAGUAAUCAUUGGAAAAACAGUUGCAAUAAAAUAAAUUCUAAUAAAUUC
Hypomesus transpacificus is the source of this 2811-nucleotide messenger RNA. It is a transcript of the gene cap1, whose product is annotated as CAP, adenylate cyclase-associated protein 1 (yeast). Gene Ontology annotation, cellular component: cytoplasm. Bases 121 to 1527 code for a protein of 468 amino acids. Gene Ontology annotation, biological process: regulation of adenylate cyclase activity; cytoskeleton organization; cell morphogenesis. Lineage: Eukaryota; Metazoa; Chordata; Actinopteri; Osmeriformes; Osmeridae. The record is from RefSeq and is a predicted model, not a curated record. Gene Ontology annotation, molecular function: actin binding; adenylate cyclase binding. The transcript is spliced from 13 exons.